Molecule: messenger RNA, 777 nt
Organism: Aegilops tauschii subsp. strangulata
Lineage: Eukaryota; Viridiplantae; Streptophyta; Magnoliopsida; Poales; Poaceae
Product: protein BONZAI 3-like
Biological process (GO): cellular response to calcium ion
Cellular component (GO): plasma membrane
Molecular function (GO): calcium-dependent phospholipid binding
Source: RefSeq, a predicted model, not a curated record
AUGGUGGCUAUAGAUUUUACAGCAAGUAAUGGUAAUCCUGGUUCACAAUGGUCUUGGCACUACAUUGACCCCUCUGGCAGUCUAAACUUAUACCAGCAGGCAAUACAAGGGGUCGGCAAAGUUCUGCGGUUGUAUGGCAAUGGUAGCAAAAUUCAAGCAUUGGGUUUUGGUGCAUCUAUACAAGGCCAUCAUCUAUCAUACUGUUUCAACUUGGUCAAUGAGGAGCUCACAGGAGUUACUGAGGUAUUUGCAGCUUAUGAAUCUACUCUAAAAGUGGUUUCUCUUGCGGGGCCAACCAUGUUUGGGCCCGUGAUCAACAAAGCUGCAGAAAUUGUCAGCCAUUCUGUGGAAAACGGAAAUAAAACAUAUUCGGUCUUGCUCAUUAUUACGGCUGGAGUAUUUACCGACAAGCAAGAAACAAUAGAUUCUAUUGUGAGGGCAUCAGAGUUGCCGCUAUCAAUUCUCAUUGUGGGAGUAGGAGAUGAUGAUUUCACAGAAAUUAAGAUGCUAGAGGCGGGCUACGGUAAGCGGCUGGAAAGCUCAACAGGUCAUGUCGCGAGCCGGGACAUUGUACAGUUUGCUCGCAUGAAGAAAAAUGGAGGUCAGAAGGUUCUCCAAGGUCUGCUGGAUAAGCUACCUGGGCAGCUCGUGGAGUACAUAUCCAGCCCCCGCCCGGUGGAUUACCACACAUUAGACAAACUUGGGCUAGCAAUUGGAAAAACCGAGAGAUAUUUUGCCACCAACCAUUUGGGUGUGUUUGGCAGCAAAUUAUUGUAA